UAGUCACAUUUUUAAGGUUAUGUUUAUUUCAACUUAAUGGAAAGAUUAUUUAACAUAUUUUGUUCUCUUAUUUUUGUCAGUAUUUCAGUAAAAAUAUAAAUAACAAUAAGGAUACCUACUGACUAUCGUCAUCAUCUGCUUCUUCCUUAUUCCAUUUAUUUGUAGUCGGCGUAUUUUUAUUCCAUGAUUAUUACUAUGUUUUGAACUAAAAAUUAAUUUCACUCGUAUAAAACAGUUAAAAUCUAACUAUGUACAAAAAUUUAAUGUUACAAAGGUUACCUUUUAGAUAUAUGAAAAAGGAAUUUUUCUCGCAGUUAAGUGAAUUAAAAAAAAUAAAUAGUAAUCAUAAUAUAGCCAGACACCUAACAGUAUCAGUUACCCAAUGUAAAAAGAGAAGGCCUGAGGAAGAAAAGGCAGCCCUAAUUGGCGGAAGAAAAGCAAUUAGAUAUUCACCCAAAGCAGGUUCAGAGGUGGUGGGAAUAUGGCGCAACAUGACUGUUCAGGAUAUAGCUAAUGUACUCAACAAAGAUAUUGAUCAUGUACUGAAAGCCUUAGAAUUCGCAGAUAAAACAUCAGACACAGAUUAUAAGAACAACACUGUGAUAUACAAUCCUCAGAUAAUUAGAGACAUAGUUAAAAUAUCUGGAUUCAGAUUCAAAAUUGUACCAAAUCCUGACCAGGAAAUAGAAGAAGAGGAGAACAAAGAUGCCGUUCCCGCGCCGCCCGCAGCCCCCGAAGCUUUGCGGGCGCGACCGCCGGUGGUGUGCGUGAUGGGCCACGUGGACCACGGGAAGACCACGCUACUCGACGCGCUCAGGGACACCUCCGUCGUCGACCAAGAGUUCGGAGGCAUCACGCAACAUAUUGGUGCUUUUGAAGUGCAAUUACCGGGCGGUGAGAAGGUGACGUUCCUGGACACGCCGGGCCACGCGGCCUUCACCGCCAUGAGGUCGCGCGGCGCGCUCGCCACAGACGUCGUGGUGCUGGUGGUGGCCGCAGACGACGGCGUCAUGGAGCAGACCCUCGAGUCCAUACGGAUGGCCAGGGAGGCCGAAGUCCCUAUAUUAGUGGCGAUCAACAAGAUCGACAAGCCAGGUGUAAACAUUGAACGCAUAUUACGCGCGCUAGCACAACACGGCGUCAUCUGCGAGGAGUUGGGAGGGGAUGUGCAGGCGAUACCAAUAUCGGCGCUUAAGAAACAGAACCUCAACACCUUGGUAGAGGCGCUCACGUUGCAGGCGCAGCUCAUGGACCUCAAGGCGGAUCCAGGGGGGCUGGUGGAGGGAGUCGUCAUAGAGGCGCAACUUGAUCCUCGUACUGGGAAACAAGCUACGGUACUGGUGCAACGUGGAACAUUGCGACGAGGAUGCGUGAUCGUAGCGGGCUCCGGAUGGGCCAAGGUGCGAGUGUUAAACAACGCAGAGGGUCGAACAGUGCUGGAGGCGCCGCCGGCCACGCCCGUGUCGGUGGUCGGGUGGCGCGAGCUGCCGUCUGCGGGAGACCAGAAACGCGCCAGUGAAGUGUUAAAAUGGCGCCACAACCAACGCAUGAAGGAGAAACAGGAAAUGGACCGAGCCGCCAUCGAAGUGAAGGAGGCGGCCCACAGAGAACAGUACAAGGCCACGUUGUCCCGCAAGAGAGCAAUGGGACGCUACAAACUAAAGCCGGACGGGCCCAGGCAGAAGAUGAUACAGUACGACGACCAUCCCACGCUUAAUGUACUGGUCAAAGGUGAUGUGGACGGAUCAGUGGAAGCUAUCCUGGACAUCUUGGAGACGUAUGAUGAACACGACCAGGUUAGACUGGACCUCAUCCAUUACGGUGUUGGGCCGGUGACACCCAAUGAUUUAGAGAUAGCGGAAGCAUUCAACGCUGUUAUAUACGCAUUCAACGUGGACUGUCCACCCCCACUCGCCGUUACCGCUAAGAAGAAAGACAUAGCGGUGAAGAAGUACAACAUUAUAUACAAACUGGUGGAUGAUGUUAAGGAGGAGAUCAGCGCCAGGAUACCGAAGCGGCAGGAGGAGGAAUCACUGGGUGAAGCGAAUGUUCUACAGCUGUUCCAAGUGACAGAAGGCAAGCGUAAGGUACCAGUGGCCGGGUGCCGCUGUGUCAAGGGCAAUCUCCACCGCAACGCCCUCUACAGGGUCAUUAGAGAGCUACAAGUCGUGUAUGAAGGUAAACUAGUAUCAAUGAAACAUCUCAAAGACGAGACGAAUACGAUAAAACGCGACAUGGAAUGCGGGCUGCGCUUCGAGGACGCGACAUUCGAAGUAAAGCCAGGGGAUACUAUAAUAUGCUACAAAAUGGUAGACGCAAGCGACCGCACUUCUUGGGACCCAGGAUUUUGAUUUACAAUUACU
Achroia grisella is the source of this 2363-nucleotide messenger RNA. RefSeq names its product translation initiation factor IF-2, mitochondrial-like. The record is from RefSeq and is a predicted model, not a curated record. Gene Ontology annotation, molecular function: translation initiation factor activity; GTP binding; GTPase activity. The coding region runs from base 249 to 2351 and encodes 700 amino acids. NCBI's taxonomy places the organism in Eukaryota, Metazoa, Arthropoda, Insecta, Lepidoptera, Pyralidae. The transcript is spliced from 15 exons. Gene Ontology annotation, biological process: translational initiation.